Messenger RNA from Diachasma alloeum, 1233 nucleotides. Its product is annotated as PI-PLC X domain-containing protein 1. The transcript is spliced from 4 exons. The record is from RefSeq and is a predicted model, not a curated record. Gene Ontology annotation, biological process: lipid metabolic process. The coding region runs from base 1 to 1230 and encodes 409 amino acids. Gene Ontology annotation, molecular function: phosphoric diester hydrolase activity. NCBI's taxonomy places the organism in Eukaryota, Metazoa, Arthropoda, Insecta, Hymenoptera, Braconidae.
AUGUAUUCCAUAUUCUUUCUGUCAAUUAUCCAUCUGAGUGUGUUCGACGGGGCAUCCUGUCAGGAUAAUCCUGAGACCCUCAUCAUUCUCACUCUGUCGCCGGUACAACAAAAAGAGCCAACGAGAGAAAUAGGUGUAUAUUUCUACUGCCCUGGAUGCGCUUCUAGCGAGACUUUAACAGUAUAUGAUCAGAAUCAACAAACUUUUGAAAGCACCAUCACUGAUGUCAGUGGAUUCAUGAAGACCGGUCUUCAGGCAUCGCCGGAAACGUUCCCUAACUUCACCGCGCAGAUCCUGCGAGAUGGAAAACAGAUAUACUCUACUCGUGGUAUAGAUCGAGCCAACUGGAUGCAUGAUAAUAAAUCGUUACUGAAACACCUCUCCUUACCUCAACUUGUGAUACCAGGGACGCAUCAAUCGGGUGCCUACGAACGUCCGGAUAACUUAGGCAUAUGGAACCUCUGUCAGGAUCUGUCGAUAGAAGAACAAUUAGACUUAGGCAUACGUUACCUCGACAUCCAGCCAUCAUGCGAGAGAGUCAAAAACCAAUGUAAAUCCUUCUACGUCGAGUACUCCUUAUUGAAGAUGAUGUCCAUGGGUGAAGUCUUCUCCGAGAUGAAGGCAUUCCUGAACCGGACUAACGAAAUAGUGAUACUUUCGUUCAGUGACUUCUCGAGCGAGUUCCAGAGUGAUGAAGAUCACGGGAGAUUUAUGAAGUACAUCAAGAAGGAGUUAGGAGACUAUCUGUAUCCACUCAAUACCACUUCUCGCGGUUGGUCCACUUCUUUAAAAAAAAUUUGGUCAGCAGAAAAAAGAGUUGUCGUCUCGUAUAAUUACCGAGGGCCAGUAGAUCCAGUCUUCGGAACUGGAGUUGAGCAGUCGUGGUGCUAUUGUAAGAGAUCAGAUGAUCUGCACGUCUUCUUUGCUGAUCCGCAGAAACGGGAGGAGUGGGCGAGCAGAACAUCACCAAGCGUAGAUGUAGUUCAAUUGACUCCUGAUUGGGAGAUGAUUGUGCCUCAAGAUUCUAUGGAAUCCGAUUCUCCAUUCAAUUUUAAAGCAUGGACCGAUGAAUUUUCACCGAAAGUUUGUGAAUGGUACCACGAAGAGUGGAAUAUAUCCUCCAAUGUUAUUGUAGUUGACUUUUUUGAGGCGACUGGUAUUGUUGAUCUUGCUGUUUACUGGAAUCUGAAGAGGGGCAAAAAGCAUCAAUCUUUAGUUAAUAAGAAUUAAUAU